GCCACUGCCUCUGCACCCCCUCUGCUCCCAACUGGGAACAGUGUCUUUGGCAGCAUCACCAGUCCUGCUCACACCUAGGUCUUUCUGCUUCUUUUUUAUUUGUCUGUGGCAAGUUGGAGCUGGCUGCUCCUGUUCCCCUCAGUACUUCUGGUGCUGUCCUCAGCUGCUGGGCUUGAAGAAGCAAACCUGGCCUUGGUACACAGGGGACACGUGUGCAAGUGGCUCCUUGUGCCCUGGUGGCCCCAGGCUGUGCAACAGUGCUGUGCCCCGGUAGGGUGGGAGAUCCUCCAGCCAGAAAUAGUGGGCUGGCAUGAGGUUGAGCAUAAUUGUAGGACCUCACUGUGAUGGCCCUGCUCCUGCACCACCACCAGCACCUGUGUGGGUUCUGUGCCCUGCAGAGCCUGCAGCUCUGCUCCCAGCACAGCCACAGGGACGGUGGCGCUGGCAGAGCACACCUGGAGCACACCGGUGCCAGGCGGCACAGGACACGAUGGAGGCAGGUCAGCUGUGCCAUAUCCCGUGUGGCAGCAGCCCCAACAGCCUGCCCUGCCCCACACAGGGGCCUCCCUAGUUUCUCGAGGGUUGUUUUUCUUCCUAUCCUCCCAGCAUGCCAGUAGCCACAAGGGCAGGACAUGCCGCCUAUCUGAUAGGAGCAGUCUCUCUUGGCACUGCGGCCGGCGGCAGAGGGGCUGUGGCAUUGUGGUUUCAGGCACAGGGAAGUGCUGGUGAUGGGGCAGGGGGAGCCCCCAGUCAGGCUUCCUGAGCUGCACAGCCACCACUUCCCAGAUAAAGGUAUUGCCUGGAGGAGCCGCAGCAGCUCCCAGGACACUGGGAAGGGCCGAGUGCAGCACGUGUGGCUCCGGCACACAGGUUGCAGGAUGGCAGCCUGCCUGUGCCAGGGCUGGCAGCUCUCUCUGCUCCCUGCCAUCCUGCUCAGCCUCCGCAGCCCACCGUCAGCCCCCGAGCCAGUGACGUCCCAAGAUGCUGCACUGCUAGCAGGCGUGACCGAGGACAUCCUCUGUUUCUCCCGCUCCUUCGAGGACCUCACCUGCUUCUGGGACGAGGAGGAGACAACAACUGGGACGUGCCACUUCUACUACUGGUACAGCAGGGAUGUGCCCAGAGUGUGCAUGGUCUCCACGUGGCACCAUGGGGCUGGCGGGAAGCGACAUGUCUGCGUCUUCCCCAGCCAGGAUGUGCGGCUCUUCACCCAGCUCCACCUCCGUGUCCUGGAUGCCACCACAAACCAGACAAAGUAUUGGAGGGAGCUCAGUGUGGAUGCAGUGGGUCUCAUUGCUCCCCCAGCGAACAUCACGGCCCGCUGGGCUGGGGCUGCUGGGCAGCUCUGCGUGUCGUGGCAGCCACCUCUCGCUGACUUCCUGAACUUCUUCCUCUACGAGGUGCAGUGCUGCCCUGCCAGCUCCCCAGGGAUGCCCUGCAGCACCACAUCGAAUCCUGGUGGGCAGCACCCUGGGGACCCCUCCAUCCAGUCAACUGUCAGCACCCACACACCCAGGGCCGGGACACCCUCCCCAGCCAUGGGGCAGAGGCUGGUCCAGGCCAACACCCGGGUGGUGCUCCGGGACCUGCAUCCAGGGGUGAGGUACCACAUCCAGGUGCGCAGCAAGCCCGACGGUACCUCCAUGGACGGCGUCUGGGGGCCCUGGUCACAGGCAGUGGCUGCAGAGACACCCCACUCCUCCGGAGACAUCGGGCUGUGCUGCAGUACCCCUGACCUGCGGCACGUGCGCUGCGAGUGGAGCUGGGACCCUGCAGAGCCCCACAGCUCCCACCAGCUCUUCUACCGGCCACCUCCGAGCGGGGCUGGCACAAGGGAAAAUGCAUGGCAACAGUGCGAGGAGGUGAGCAGGGGGCAACAGGGCACCCAUGCCUGCACCUUCCAGCCCCAGGCUGGCAGUGCCAUUUCUGUCCUGGUGAAUGUCACCCGCACCCACAAGCUGCCCACACUCAGCUACUUCAAGGAGCCCUUUUGGCUGCACCAGGCUGUGCUCACAGAUGCCCCACAGCUCGUGCAGGCGACAGUGUCACAGGGCCGGCUGAGCCUGCAGUGGCUGCCGCCCCUGGAGCUGCUGGCAGAGCAGCUGCACUACCAGGUCCGCUAUGCCAUGGAGAACAGCCAUGACUGGAAGGUCCUGCAGGUUCCACGAGCAGCUAGGAAAGAAGUCCUGGACCUGCGGCCAGGCACCCGCUACCACGCCCAGGUGCGGGCCCAGCCCAGCGGGCCGUGGUACCAGGGCAGCUGGAGCGCCUGGUCCAAACCUGCUGUGGUUGAUGCCGUGGCUGAUGUGGGUAAGGGACAGGGCAGGGCUGGAGGCUGCGGCCAGAGGAGCCACACGGCUGACCACAGGAGACGGAGAGUGCUGGAAAUGGGCUGGGAGCACCGGGCAGAGGGUGACAGAGGCGGUGGGUCUGGGAAGGGCUACAGUUCCAGCGUUCCUCCUCCGAUGCAGGCUGGCUCGUCCCCAGUGUUACUGUGGUGCCGCUGCUCCUCUCAGCAGUGCUCCUGGGGCUGCGGUGCACCUUCCCCUCCCUCUACAGGUAAAGGGCUGUGCCGGGGGCAGGCUGGGGGGUCCAGCACCGAGCCUGGCACCUUGCACGGGGCAUCACGGCACCCCAAGGCUGAGGGUACCUUCGAUGCCCCUUCCCCCGUACUCAGCAACGUGAAGCAGAAACUCUGGCCGCCUGUUCCUGACCUGCACCGUGCUCUGGGCAACUUCCUCCAGGAGAGCGGCAAGCACGGCCAGGCCAGCGCCUUCGACAAGCAGCCGCCGGAGGAGGCCGUCCUGCCCUGCCUGCUGGAGGUGCUGCCCGGCCCGCGGCGAGAGGCGGGCCCGCCGCCGGAGCGCGCUGCGGGCCGCCUGUCCAGCACCGACAUCGCCAACCAGUCCUACCUGCUCAUGAGCGGCUGGGAGCCGCGGGGAGCCGCGACCGCCCCCACCCCGCCAUAAACGCGCAUCCCCACUCAAGCACCCGCCUGGGCCCUCCUUCGCCGCCCGGCCCCGCCUCUGCUCGCCCCUCCCCGGAUCGCCC
Molecule: messenger RNA, 3051 nt
Organism: Oenanthe melanoleuca
Lineage: Eukaryota; Metazoa; Chordata; Aves; Passeriformes; Muscicapidae
Gene: MPL
Product: MPL proto-oncogene, thrombopoietin receptor
Exons: 10
Coding region: 729-2969 (746 amino acids)
Biological process (GO): positive regulation of cell population proliferation; cytokine-mediated signaling pathway; hemopoiesis
Cellular component (GO): external side of plasma membrane
Molecular function (GO): protein binding; cytokine receptor activity
Source: RefSeq, a predicted model, not a curated record